AUGGUUCCCAAUGAAGCCCUUCAGUACCGGGGAAUUGUCCAGCUCCUUUUGCAUUUCAGAUGGAAAUGGGUAGGGCUCAUUGUUAUUGAAAAUGACAGUGGAGAACAUUUCUUGGUGGCUUUGGAACCUAUGCUUUCCCAGAAUCAAAUCUGUUCUGCUUUCACUGAAAGUUAUCCAAAAAAUCCCCGAUUGUACCUUGGAAUAAAUGAAAUGAUCAACGGCAUUCUCAAUUAUAUUCCCCUUUUCAUGGAGAGCAAAGCCAAUGGUGUUGUUAUCUAUGGGGAAAGUGUGACCAUAAGAACACUAGCAACUGUUAUGUUUGUGAGAGAAGUGAUUAAUCAUCUUGUAGAUCCUUCUAACAACAAGAAGAAAUCUUCUGGGAAGGUGUGGAUUACAACUGCCCAAAUUGAUUUCACAUUUAAUACAUUGCAAAAUAGUUAUAAUAUACAAAUGUUUCAUGGGGCUAUUUCCUUCAUAGUUCACACAAAAGAGGUUCAAGGCUUCCAAGAAUUUCUUCAGACAGUUGAACCAUCUGCAGCUAAUGGAGAUGGCUUUAUCAGUGAUUUUUGGGAACAAGCAUUCGAUUGUCUGGUUUCCAACUCUAUUGAGCCUACACAUACUGUUGACACAUGUAUUGGAGAUGAAAUGCUAGAGACUCUUCCUGUGACAUUUUUUGAAAUGAGCAUGACUGGCCACAGCUACAGUGUCUAUAAUGCUGUCUAUGUUGUGGCACAUGCCUUGCAUAACAUGCACUCAUCUAAAUCAAGCCACAGAGUGAUGAGAGGUGAAGACAGGUGGACACCUCUAAAAGUGGAACCCUGGCAGCUCCACUCAUGGCUUCAGAGGAUUUCAUUUAACAACAGUGCUGGAGAUGAAGUGGUGUUCAAUGAACAUGGAGAAUUAGAAGCUGGAUUUGAUAUUACGAACCUGGUCACUUUCCAAAAUAAUUCUUACCUUAGAGUCACAGUUGGAAGGCUGGAUCAUAAGGCUCCUUGUGGGAAAGAGCUCACCCUUGAUGAAGAGAGGAUUCAUUGGCAUGGAGAUCUGAUGCAGGUGCCUCCCAUUUCUCUGUGUAAUGACUACUGUCAACCUGGUUAUCAGAAAAUCAAGAAGGAGGGUGAGCCCUUUUGCUGCUAUGAUUGUAUUCCAUGUCAAGAAGGGAAGUUUUCAGAUCUGAAUGAUAUGGAUGCUUGUACUGAAUGUUCAGAAGAUCAGUACCCAAACCAGAAUCAAAAUGGAUGUAUCCCUAAGGGAGUAAGCUUUCUGUCUUAUGAAGAUUCUUUGGGGAUCAGUAUCACUUUGUGUGCUUUCUUGUUUUCUUUUAUCACUGCAUUGGUUCUAGGAACUUUUAUGAAGCACAAAGACACUCCCAUUGUCAAAGCCAACAACCGAAGUCUCAGCUACACACUCCUCAUCUCCCUCCUCCUCUGUUUCCUCUGUUCAUUACUGUUCCUUGGCCAACCGGGAGAAGUGACCUGCCUUCUGAGACAAGUGUCCUUUGGUAUAAUCUUUUCUGUGGCUGUUUCUUGCAUAUUGGCCAAAACUGUUCUGGUGGUUCUGGCAUUUUUGGCCACCAACCCAGGAUCUAGAAGGAGCAAAUGGGUAGGAAAAAGACUGGCAACUUUCAUCGUCCUUUCCUGUUCCCUUAUCCAAACAGGCAUUUCUGCAUUUUGGCUAGGAUUCUCACCUCCUUUCCCAGAUGCUGACAUGAACUCUUUCACAGAGGAGAUCAUACUGGAAUGCAAUGAAGGGCAUGUUGCUAUGUUUUAUUGUGUCUUGGGUUUCAUGGGCUGUUUAUCUGCAGUCAGCUUCACUGUGGCCUUCCUGUCUAGGAACUUACCUGACAGUUUCAAUGAAGCCAAGUUCAUCACCUUCAGCAUGCUGGUCUUCUGCAGUGUUUGGGUGUCCUUCGUUCCAGCCUACUUGAGCACCAAGGGGAAAUACAUGGUGGCUGUGGAGAUCUUCUCCAUUUUAGCCUCCAGUGCUGGGUUGCUAGGAUGUAUCUUUUUCCCCAAAUGCUAUGUCAUAUUGCUGAGGCCUGAGCUAAAUCACAAGGAGUAUCUAACGAGGAGAAAAAAAACAAGGAGCUACAAGUCCACUUGA
Sceloporus undulatus (fence lizard) is the source of this 2103-nucleotide messenger RNA. Its product is annotated as vomeronasal type-2 receptor 26-like. Gene Ontology annotation, molecular function: G protein-coupled receptor activity. The record is from RefSeq and is a predicted model, not a curated record. Gene Ontology annotation, cellular component: membrane. Gene Ontology annotation, biological process: G protein-coupled receptor signaling pathway. The transcript has 4 exons. Lineage: Eukaryota; Metazoa; Chordata; Lepidosauria; Squamata; Phrynosomatidae. The coding region runs from base 1 to 2103 and encodes 700 amino acids.